GCCGAAGGACGGCCCGAGCCGAAGCUAGGUACUCAUUUUCACCUGAGUGAAGUGAGGAAAGUCGUGUAAAGUGCCUUUCCCAAGGGCACAAGAUCGGUAACACAGCAGGCGGAUUCGAACCCGCAACCUCUCAGUCACGGGCCGAAGAAACUGCCCCUACGCUACACGGUCCCACGUGAAGUGACUGGAGUGGGCGAGUGCAAAGUACAAGCGGUACACCAUUCAGUAACUACAUUGCAUGGUAUGAACUGAAUACGGUCUUUGUGGUACGGGCAAGGCUUUGCUUUUUAGUGCGUUGCAUCAUUCUUCAAGUAAGUCGUGAAACAAAUCCGGGAAGCAAGGAAUGAUAUGCGCCAUGUUAGGCUCUACGUAAACACGCGGCAAGACCUUCUAUUGAGGACCCGGUGUGUGAAGACGGCCAUGUUAUUACCACGCCUUAAAAGACGCAGGUGGAAGACUCUCAUACUUCAAGUAUUCGCCACUCUUCUGUUACUACUACUCCUGGCUUCGUCGUUGCGAUGGAAAGACAGAGAUGUUGACGAUACUUGUCCUGUAGACCCGCCGAAUCUAACGGGACCCGUGAACGUAAAUCUACAAGAGGCACCUGUACUGGGCGAUGUAUCCAUGGACCAUUUAGACGUAACGUUUGGGGGAUAUUGGCGCCCUCCUAACUGCACCGCCAGACACAAAGUUGCCGUCCUGGUGCCUUAUCGUGAUCGCCGUGAACACCUCCACAUUUUCCUGAACCACAUCCACCCCAUACUGAAAAGACAACUGUUGGAUUACGGAGUCUACGUCAUCGAACAAUAUGGCGACGAACCGAUGUUUUGGAAGGGCCUGCUGUACAACGUCGGUUUUACCGAGGUACUCAAAAAUCGUAGCUACGACUGUUUCGUUUUUCAUGACGUGGAUUUGCUUUUGGAGGAUGACCGCAACAAAUAUUCCUGUUCUUCAUCUCCGAGACAUUUAUCCGUAGCUAUAGACAAAUUCAACUACACGCUGCCGUAUAAACAGUUGUUCGGUGGUGUGACACUUCUAUCGGCGUCUCACUACCAAACCCUGAACGGGUACUCCAACCUGUACUGUGGAUGGGGAGGGGCGGACGACGAUAUGUACUUGCGGCUUUUCCACAAGAAAUUGAAAAUUACUCGUCCAGACAAGACAGUGGCUAGGUAUAAAAUGAUGCGUCACGACCAGACUAAACUUAACCCUUACAGGUUUUCUCUUUUGAAGACGUCACAGGAUAGAUAUGGCCAUGAUGGUUUGAAUAAUCUACAUGAUAUGGACUACCAGGUAGUGUCGGUACAUCAGUAUCACCUUUACACACAUAUCGCCGUGUUCGUUGCUACUAGAAAAAUACAGGCUACAAAUAGAUUGGUUACAAACUCAACCGAUUAGCGAUCGUGCAGCAAAUAGCUUUGUAUGAUUUAUAAAUCAUCAGUCACAGAGAAAUUAUAUAACGGAACGUUUUCUCAUGUGUGUAGUACGUAAAACCGUUAGGAAUUUGUCCACCUUUCUCACGCGGCGGCCAUGACAGAUCGAAGAUGAGGUCAAUGAGGCAAACAGACAAAACUUAUUUCUGAAAUCAGGUCCCAUUUAGUUUUCCCCCAAACCACACAAUUUUUUAUAAUACAAGAUAGAAGAAUAAAUAUUACAAGUAGUGUUAUGCACUGAAAGAUGUAGCGAUUUAGAGUAGCGUAGACUGAUCUCAUAGUCC
This is a messenger RNA of Branchiostoma floridae (Florida lancelet), 1717 nucleotides long. RefSeq names its product beta-1,4-galactosyltransferase 1-like. Gene Ontology annotation, molecular function: glycosyltransferase activity. Bases 349 to 1398 code for a protein of 349 amino acids. The transcript has a single exon. Lineage: Eukaryota; Metazoa; Chordata; Leptocardii; Amphioxiformes; Branchiostomatidae. The record is from RefSeq and is a predicted model, not a curated record. Gene Ontology annotation, biological process: carbohydrate metabolic process.